This is a messenger RNA of Cotesia congregata, 486 nucleotides long. Lineage: Eukaryota; Metazoa; Arthropoda; Insecta; Hymenoptera; Braconidae. The record is from the annotation of a GenBank genome assembly.
AUGAAUCAGCAACUAACUAUUUCCCUGGUGGUCACCGUUAUUGUAGGUCUAUUAGCACUUACCUCUGUAAAUGGAUUUCCCGAUGGAGCGCCGGUCGAUGUAUGUGUUAAAGAACGACCGAAUCAGCCCUAUCAUGGUCAGUUUCGUUCACAGCCCGCUAACACCAGCCCUUAUCAGAUUAUAGCCUCAUCAAAAGAUUACGCACCUGGAAAACAAAUUAGUGUCAGCUUAAAGGGAGAUACUUUCAAGGGUUUCUUCAUACAAGCCAGAGAUUCGCGCACUCAUGCAUGGAUAGGUAGCUUCGCAACAACACCCAACACCAAAGUUUUCGACGAGUGCAGUUCAGUAACUCACGCCGAUUCAAAAGAUAAACAAGAAGCUACAUUAAUUUGGAACUCUCCAACCAAGGGACAGGGUCAAGUCUACUUCACUGGUAGUAUCUUAAAGGAUUACUCGACUUUCUGGGCAGAGCUGAUUUCUCAAUAG